CCGAAACUAUAACAAUUGAACGUGUUUUGAAAAUUAACUUUGGAUUAUAAUAAAUAUGGAGACUUUGUUACAAUUGUCUUUGGUGAUUUUAAUAUUGUGUCAUUCAGUAUUGACAGAAACAAAAAUAAAGAGGUUUCCCAGGAACGUACCCAGUAGAUUUGAAUCUUUGGAUAUAUGCAAUUAUGAAAUUCCAUCAAAAAUCAAUUUUCACAGCAACCACCAUUCAAUAAGUAUUCGAAAAUGUGGCGAAUAUGUAGCAGAGGUUGAUCUGCGUGAGCGACAACGAGAAUUUAAUAAGAAAUGUAAGAAUCAGUGGACAGUUGAAUCUACGCCGGAAUAUUCUCAUAUGGCAGCAGUUGGUUUAAAAACUGGGAGGGGCAGUUUCAAAUUGCAAUGUGCCGGGGCCCUCAUCAGCCCCAACUUUGUAUUGACAGCUUUCACCUGCUACAUGCAUCCAAACAAAAACCUAAAAGUCUCACCAAAUAUUGUCAGACUUGGCACUCCAAAUAUAAAGAAACAACACCAAACGGCUGUAAAUAUAGGAAUUAAACACAUCAUAAAACAUCCAAUGCAGAAAGACAUUUAUAAUGAUCUGGCCCUCGUUGAACUUAGCAAUGCUGUAAAAUUCUCAAAGUACAUCCAGCCGGUAUGCUUAUCAACUGUUGCGGAGAUUUCCCAUCGGCCUAUAUCUGUAACUGGAUGGAACUUUAGGAGUAGUAAAAAUAUAUACAAACCAUUUAACUCUACAUUGCAGUCGGCCAGCAUAAGUAAAUUUGAUAAAAAUUGUUUUGCAAAGGAAACUAAAACAAACUUUAACCAGAAAAUGUUUUGCUCUGAUAAUAUAAAUAUAGAUGGGAUCGCAUCUUGUCCGAGCAAAUGCGGCAGUACUUUACAAAUUAAUUUGAAUGUUAGUAAAAAUGAAGGUGCUUUAUAUAAACUAUUGGCGAUUAUACCUCCGCAAAAUAAUAAAAAUUCAGCAGAUACAUGUAAAUCUAAUGAGGUGGUAUAUAUUGAAAUAAAGCCAUAUCUAAAUUGGAUUGAGCAAAACGUGUGGCCCUAAUAGUUUAAGUGAAAUGUUUGACGAUAGAUUCAUUAUUUCUCCGAUGUACGUAGUAAUAAAUGAGGAACGUCACUGUUAUAAGACUAGUACUAUUCGAUAAAUAAAUAUAGAAGUACAAAUAGAAGUAAAAACUAAACUAAAACUAACUACUUUAGUAAUAAUUAAGUGAACAUGAUACCAUGUUUAAACUAUAAUGACUUAGGUAGCUGUAACUGUAAAUAUUAAUGUAGUAAA
This is a messenger RNA of Pieris napi, 1294 nucleotides long. RefSeq names its product kallikrein-11-like. NCBI's taxonomy places the organism in Eukaryota, Metazoa, Arthropoda, Insecta, Lepidoptera, Pieridae. Gene Ontology annotation, biological process: proteolysis. The transcript is spliced from 8 exons. Gene Ontology annotation, molecular function: serine-type endopeptidase activity. The coding region runs from base 56 to 1060 and encodes 334 amino acids. The record is from RefSeq and is a predicted model, not a curated record.